Messenger RNA from Prunus armeniaca (apricot), 414 nucleotides. The record is from the annotation of a GenBank genome assembly. Lineage: Eukaryota; Viridiplantae; Streptophyta; Magnoliopsida; Rosales; Rosaceae.
AUGGGGAAAUUGGCCAACCACCAGUGCAGUCAAACCACGCCGUUGGCUGGGGAAAUCUUGGUCGGACAACUGUGUACUGAGCACAAUCGGGCUGGUGGCUGGGUAAAUCUUGGUCGGACAACUGUGUGCAGAGCACAGGUACACGCUAAUAUCCAAAGGCAAUUGGGAAUGGUGAAACUGGCCAACGACCUGUGCAGUCAAAUCCAGGAGGUGGCUGGGCAACUAGAACGAGAACAUUGGGCAACCACCUGUGCAGUCACAUCGGGCAGUCAAAUCGGGCAGAUGGCUAGGAAAAUCUUGGUCGGACAACUGUGUACUAAGCACAGGUAUGAGCAAAUAUUUGAAGGCAACCGAGAACGAGGAAACUGGCCAACCACCUACGCAGUCAAAUCGGGUAGGUGGCUGCUGAAAUAA